Molecule: messenger RNA, 2535 nt
Organism: Closterium sp. NIES-65
Lineage: Eukaryota; Viridiplantae; Streptophyta; Zygnematophyceae; Desmidiales; Closteriaceae
Source: the annotation of a GenBank genome assembly
AUGGUUUCCUUUCAAGAUAUUUCUUCCUGGAAGGCCCCUUGCGGUCCACUAGCAUGUGCGAACGCGUUCGACAGAGUUCUUAACGACCUUGACGCGGUUGUUGGACACGACCCUGCGCCUCGCAUCGCCAAGCCAUUUGCCAAGACUCUGACCACAUUGCGGCAAGAUGCGAAACGCGCUGCGGAGGAGCUCGCGUUCAGGUCCAGGUGCGGGAUCGCGGACGGCCAUGGGGGGGAUGCUCAUGGCCAUGAACGUUUGAGGUCGCACGAACAGCCGGCGGGAUCACAUGUUUCGGGUCGCGAUGCACUCGCACUCAAUACAGCGCUUGCCCUCGCAAACGCAGGGGAGGGGGAGCAGGGGAAGCCGGACAAGGAGGAGGGCUCGAGCUCUGACCGCGACGAGGACGCCCCUGUGAACGCGACGCAGGGUCUAGGUGCCAAGAAGGCGCGGGAGGAGGCCGACGAGGCAGAGGGACAGGGUCGCGGACUGGACGAAGGGGACGCUGCGGAGGAUAACCAGCGCGGUGAUUUGGAGUUGGAGGGUUCGGAAGAACUGGAGGGGGAAGAGGACGACGAAGAGGAUGAGGAAGAGGAGGAAGAGGUGGAGGAAACCCUCGCGACCAACAAUGCCGGGCGGGCGGCGAGCGCGGUCGUGGGUGCAGGGAAGAGUAUUCGUGGUCUGCAGGCUGUGCUGUCCCCCCAUCACGGUAGCGCGGCCCCGUCUACAGAGUAUGCGGGCAAGAGUCUGGUCGCCGGCAAGCGUAAACACUCGGAGCUGGUGAAGAUGGAUCCUGCUAAGCUGGCCGCGGAGAUCCUCCUCUUGGACGAGCAUGUGAAAAAUCAGAAGCGCAAGCUGGACGAGGUCGUGUCCGCAAAGCCAGGCACAGAACACACGGUGGUGAUCACGCAGAGCUACGACGAGCUCGAGGCUACGGUGGAGAAGGUGCUACUUCACGUGCAGAACACGGAACGGGUGAUGCGCAGGGAAGCCAAGCUGGCCGCGAAAGACAGGGCGGAGAAUCGCGACAUGCGGGAGAUGCUGAAACGCGCUGCUGUCCGCUUGGAAGAUUGUGCGGCUAGCAUGAAGGGGGUGGUUGUGGACUCCAUGGAGAACGCCUUGAAGAAGCUGACGGAUGAGGUCGCCCGUAAGAUCGACGGCGCGUCAUCCAACAUCGCGGGAACCGCCGAGAAAGCGAUCACCACAAGCGGCGUCACCAACUCUCUCAACAUCAUCAUCGCGAUGCUUUCCGGGCGUGACGCACCGCGACUAGUCACCGAUGGGCCGCAGGGGAAGGAGUCACACGAGGUCGCAAAGAAAGAGGUAGGGAAGAGGGUCGCGGAGAAAGAAACGGUGAAGAGGGAGACAGGGAAGAAGGCUCCGGACAAGGACACAGGUAAGAGGGUCGCGGACAAGGACACAGGGAAGGGUGAGAGCAGCAGGGGAGGGAAGCGGCAGAAAGGUCCCGUGGCGACUAGCGUCACAGAUCUCCUUAAGAUAGGGGGCGCGGUCGUCGUGCGUGCAGCGGGAACCACCAGGGUGGAUGCGGCUGCCGGACCACCGCCUGCCCCCUCGGCGGUUGAAGCUGCUAAAGGCAAGGACAAGGUCGAGGACGCCCCGCCAAACACCACCCCCACCACUACCGCCAACACGACCGCGAUAGUGCCCGCGGCUGGUAACACCUCCGCGGUUGCUAAUGGACAGCCUGGACCCAGCUCCAUCGCCUCUGCAGAUGUGAAGGCGAAGAAUCAGGGCCGCGGUGGUUGUAAGCCGCCUCCGGCCGCGUUGAAGGCGGAACACGAGGACGACGACGACUCGGACGAGAAUGAUGUUGUUGAGCUGAAGAUUGUCCCCGGCCUCAAGCUGACUGCACAGCAGAGGAGUGAGUGGGCCGAGGACAUCUCCGCGGCCGGGACGAUGUGCACCGGGCUAUUCGCCACCAUGCACCUCCGCAACCUUUGCGGCAAUGUUGACAGGUACCACCACACGUUCAAGGCCUACCGCGACUUCACCCGUCCCGGUUCCACCCUCGGUAACGCGGUCGCUUGGGCAACCGCGGUGGGAAAGGAGGCUGCAGACGAGGAGCCCGAUGUCACCGGGGACCAAGUGGGCCUGUUUGCUGGCGCGGUCGCGUGCGCCAUAGCCAUGGUGUGGGAAACCUGCAACGGUCUCGAUCUCGAGGGGGUCACGGAUGCUGGAUACGUCGCGGCGCAGUGUGCCGGCACUCCAGAAGAGAAGGCCCGUGGUCACGUAUCGAUUGUGACCGCGGUAUUCAAGUGGGCCAAGAAGGAGAGUGCUCGCAAGCAAGCACCCGAGGUCACACCGAAACAGAUCGCGGAGAAGAUAGAGACCGUUGUGGUGAACCGCCUUGGUGCGCGACUUGGGGACCCCACAUUGGUCGGUAUGGUCGCGCACGAGGCAGUAGAUGUGCUGAUGACCUGGUGCGACUGCAAGAUCGUGGCCAAGGCGAUGGGGACCAACGGUCUCUAUCUUGCACUAUCAGACAAGCGUCUGUCCGCGAAGAAGAGGUCCGCGUGA